AUGCAGCCCACGGGCCUUAAGGGUCCCCAUGUGUUCUGCCGGCUGCCCCUGCUGUGUUUGCUGUUCCUGCUGACGCUGCUGCUGCUGCCGGUAACCCGUGCCCAAAUCUCCCCGGGUACCCUUGGCACCGUCGGUAUCCUUGGCACCCCCAAUGCCACGACUGUGCCUGGGACCCUCAGCAGCACCACCUUACAGAGCACUCCCAGUUCCCUUAGCCUGCAGGAGCGUGCACAAGCCCUGAUGCGGAGCUUCCCACUCGUGGAUGGUCACAACGAGCUGCCUAUGUUCCUGAGACAGCGUUAUCAGAACAUGCUACAGGAUGUCAACCUGCGCAAUUUCAGCCAAAGCCAGACCAGCCUGGACAGGCUUAGGGCUGGCCUUGUGGGUGCCCAGUUCUGGUCAGUCAAUGCCCCAUGUGAGACCCAGGACCAGGAUGCCCUGCGCAUCACCCUGGAGCAGAUUGACCUCGUCCGUCGCAUUUGUGCCUCCUUCUCUGAGCUGGAGCUGGUGACCUCAGUCCAAGGUCUGAACAGCACCCAAAAACUGGCCUGCCUCAUCGGUGUGGAAGGUGGCCACUCCCUGGACAGCAGCCUCUCUGUGCUGCGCAGUUUCUAUGGGCUUGGAGUGCGCUACCUGACACUCACUUUCACCUGCAGCACCCCCUGGGCGGAAAGUUCCAGCAAGUUCAGACACCCCUUCUACACCAAUGUCAGUGGGCUGACAAACUUUGGUGAGGCGGUGGUGGGAGAAAUGAACCGGCUGGGCAUGAUGGUAGACUUGUCCUACGCGUCAGACACCUUGGUGAGGCGAGUCCUGGAGGUCUCUGGAGCUCCCGUGAUCUUCUCCCACUCGGCUGCCAGGGCUGUGUGCGACUACUUACUGAACGUCCCCGAUGACAUCCUGCAACUUGUGAAGAAGAAUGGUGGCAUCGUGAUGGUGACACUCUCCUUUGGGGUGCUGCAGUGCAACCUGUUGGCUAAUGUGUCCACUGUGGCAGAUCACUUUGACCACAUCAGAUCAGUCAUUGGAUCGGAGUUCAUCGGGAUUGGUGGGAAUUAUGAUGGGUCCGGCCGGUUCCCCCAGGGGCUGGAGGAUGUGUCUAAGUACCCAGUGCUGAUAGAGGAGUUGCUGAGGCGGGGCUGGAGUGAGGAAGAGCUCCAAGGUGUGCUCCGUGGAAACCUGCUACGGGUCUUCAGCCAAGUGGAACAGGUGAGCGAGGCAAGAAGAGGACAGAGGCCCGGGGAGGCUGAGUUCCCAGACAGGCGUCAGGUCAGGCCCUGCCACCCCCACCUCAUGCCGCAGUCUCAGAACAAGCAUGUGGGUCCACAGCUGGAGAUGACUGAGCCCCCGUCCAGUCAGAUGCUGCAGAGUCCCUCAAGAGCCUCCACACACUUCAUGCUAGGCCUUGUGACUGCUACCUCCCUGCCAUUUCUCGUCCUGUCGCUCUUGUGA
Molecule: messenger RNA, 1452 nt
Organism: Ochotona curzoniae (black-lipped pika)
Lineage: Eukaryota; Metazoa; Chordata; Mammalia; Lagomorpha; Ochotonidae
Product: dipeptidase 3-like
Exons: 10
Coding region: 1-1452 (483 amino acids)
Biological process (GO): proteolysis
Molecular function (GO): metallodipeptidase activity
Source: RefSeq, a predicted model, not a curated record